CUGUUUUUUUUUUUCUUUCUUAUUUCAUCACUCUUGCACAGACACAUCCAGCUUCAAGGGGUCUCUCUCUUUGAGAAAUGAAAUAUUUAUUAUCCGUUGCAGUCUCCAUUGUUUUGGUUACAGUAGUAACGUUGGCAUGGAGAAUUCUGAACUGGGUAUGGUUGAGGCCAAAGAAGCUGGAGAGAUAUCUGAGACAGCAAGGUCUCUCGGGUAAACCGUACAAGCUUCUGUAUGGGGACUUGAAGACGACCUCAAUUAUGCUAAAACAAGCAAAAUCAAGACCCAUCAAUCUCGCUGAUGAUAUUACACCACGUCUUGUUCCAUUCCUCCAUAAACUGGUUAAAGAUUAUGGUAAGAAUUCUUUUAUGUGGAUAGGGCCUGUACCGAGGGUGAACAUCAUGAAUCCUGAUCAAAUAAAAGAGGUAUUUACAAGGACCAGUGAUUUUCAGAAAACCAGGUUGAAUCCACUGGCCAGGUUGCUGGCAAAAGGACUUGCAACCUAUGAGGGUGAGAAGUGGACUAAACAUAGAAGGAUUAUCAAUCCAGCUUUCCAUCAAGAGAAGCUGAAGCUUAUGUUACCUGCAUUCUAUGAAAGUUGUAAUGAGAUGAUUUGUAAGUGGGAGAAUUUGGUCUCGGGGGAGGGAUCCUGUAAAUUGGAUGUAUGGCCAUAUCUUGUUAAUUUAACUGGCGAUGUUAUUUCAAGAACUGCAUUUGGAAGCAAUUAUGAAGAAGGAAAGAAAAUAUUUCAACUCCAAACUGAACUUGCUGAACUCACAGUGCAAGUUAUGCGGUCGGUUUACAUUCCAGGAUGGAGAUUUUUGCCUACUAAAAGGAACAAAAGAAUGAAGGAAAUUGACAAGGAAAUUCGAGCUUCACUCCUUGGCAUCAUAAAGAACAGAGAGAAGGCAAUGAAAGCAGGAGAAGCUGCGAAUGAUGAUUUAUUAGGCAUACUUCUGGAAUCCAAUUUCAGAGAGAUUGAAGAACAUGGAAACAACAAAAAUACUGGAAUCGCUAUCAAUGAUGUGAUUGAAGAAUGCAAGCUAUUUUACUUCGCCGGGCAAGAGACCACCUCAGUUUUGCUUGUUUGGACUCUGGUUUUAUUGAGUAUGCAUCAAGAUUGGCAAGCUCGCGCAAGGGAAGAGGUUUUCCGAGUCUUUGGCAAUAACAAGCCUAACUAUGAUGGGUUAAAUCACUUAAAAAUUGUUCCGAUAAUAUUUUACGAGGUUCUUAGAUUAUACCCACCAGCAGUUGUUCUUACUCGAGCUGUUCACAAAGAAACCAAACUUGGAAACUUUUCGCUGCCUGCUGGAUCGGAGGUGUUAUUGCCGAUCAUCCUGGUUCAUCAUGAUAAGGAAUUUUGGGGUGAUGAUGCAAUGGAGUUCAAACCAGAGAGGUUUUCGGAAGGAAUUUCAAAGGCGACGAAGCAUCAAGUGUCUUUUUUCCCUUUCGCUUGGGGUCCUAGAAUAUGUAUUGGACAGAACUUUGCUUUGAUGGAGGCAAAAAUGGCUUUGGCAUUACUUCUACAGAAGUUCUCGUUUGAGUUAUCUCCAUCCUAUAUUCAUGCUCCUCGUCUUGUUCUCACUGUUCAUCCCGAAUAUGGUGCCCGCUUGAUUUUGAAGAAACUAUAGAAUAUGAAAGCUGUCUAUUGUGACAAAUAACAGUUGGUAUAAAAAUAUUAAAACACAUUUGCAUAAUCCUGAAUAUGUAGAAUACUUGCCAAUAUGCCAUGGGUUUGUGCUUGGACUUGGUAUUUUUGUUCUGCUUAUAUCGUUUUCUAUUGUGUGAUUUCGAAAGAUAAUCAAAAUCCUUCUUUGGGAAAAUGAAGUUGUUUUUGUGGAGAUAUUUAGCUU
Molecule: messenger RNA, 1850 nt
Organism: Pistacia vera
Lineage: Eukaryota; Viridiplantae; Streptophyta; Magnoliopsida; Sapindales; Anacardiaceae
Product: cytochrome P450 CYP72A219-like
Exons: 5
Coding region: 78-1628 (516 amino acids)
Molecular function (GO): oxidoreductase activity, acting on paired donors, with incorporation or reduction of molecular oxygen; monooxygenase activity; iron ion binding
Source: RefSeq, a predicted model, not a curated record